Molecule: messenger RNA, 3850 nt
Organism: Homalodisca vitripennis (glassy-winged sharpshooter)
Lineage: Eukaryota; Metazoa; Arthropoda; Insecta; Hemiptera; Cicadellidae
Product: DNA repair protein XRCC3
Exons: 7
Coding region: 232-1200 (322 amino acids)
Biological process (GO): telomere maintenance via recombination; double-strand break repair via synthesis-dependent strand annealing; resolution of mitotic recombination intermediates
Cellular component (GO): Rad51C-XRCC3 complex; replication fork
Molecular function (GO): ATP binding; four-way junction DNA binding; ATP-dependent DNA damage sensor activity
Source: RefSeq, a predicted model, not a curated record
ACCCGGUCUUUUUGUAUUAUUUUGUUUCUGUUUGUAAACAAACGCACUACGCAGAAAUGUAGAAGUAAAUUUGUGAAAAUUGGAUCCGAUCAUUUUUUACCAUUGUUAGCAUUAGUUGAUUUUUCUCAGUUUAAGGUUGUACAAGUGAAGUAUUGGCUCUUUUUAUUAUUCACAUUAAUUCAAGUAUAAUAAUAAAUUAUUUUUAUUAUUAAUAGUGUUGCAGUUAUAUAAAUGUCUGUAAUGGAACUAAAUUCUCAAUUUGAUGAGUUAUCACCGAAGAUAAUGGAAAUACUUCUUAGAGCUGGCCUGGUGACAGAUAAAGCCAUACUGGAAACUCCAGAAUGUGAUUUACUUAAUCUUGGUUCCAUCACUCUCGCAGAUGUCAAACAGAUACACAAUGUUGUUGCUAAGAGAUCUAAGCCAACUGAUUUUAUUUCAGGGGAUCAGCUGGUGAACAGCUGUAACAGGCGGUGGGGUCGACUGAGCACAGGAUGCUCUCAAUUGGAUAGUUUCUUGCAAGGAGGUGUGCUGACCAGAGGGAUCACAGAGCUAUCUGGACAGAGCGGCUGCGGAAAGACCCAGCUAUGUCUACAGUUGGCUCUCACAGUACAGUUGCCUACCACCUCUUGUGGUUUGGAUGCAGGAGCCGUUUUCAUUUGUACUGAAGAUCGAUUCCCAUCCAUAAGAUUGAAUCAGCUACUCAAGACUUCUCCGGUGGCUCAGAAAUUCCCAAACAUAAAAUUUGGAAAUAAUAUAUUUGUUGAACACAUUGGUGAUACUGCUGACCUAAUGCGAUGUGUCAGCAUGCGACUGCCACAACUCAUGAAACAGCAUCGUGUAGGCCUCGUAGUGGUGGACUCUGUGGCUGGGGUAUUCCGUGCUGAUUACACUACAGCUGAGUCCUUACAGAGGGCUAGAGACCUGCGGACGUUUGCAUCUCAGCUACAUCUCGUGGCGAACAUGUAUAGUACAGCUGUUAUUUGUGUUAACCAGGUAUCUGACAUCCGGAAAGGGGAAGUGACACAGACUGUCCCAGCUCUGGGGUUAGCCUGGGCCAACCUUGUUACUUGUAGACUGCAGAUGUUCCGCAACAAUGACUUACGGCACUUGCAGAUUGUUUUUUCUCCCCACCUGCCACAGCAAUCUCGUCAAUAUACCAUCACUUCAGCUGGUGUUGUGGGUCAUCUUACCACAAUGUGAUUAUAGUGUUUUGUUUAUAGUUAUUUUUAUGAAACAGUGGAAGCCAACAUAAUGUACUAGUGGAUUAUUUGUUAAAUAUUAGCUGGUGUUUUUUUAUGGAAUCUAAGUGUCCUUUAAGACUUUCUGGGUUUUAAAGAAAUAAUAAAUUUUAAAACUUUUGUACUUUUAAAAUGUUUUGGAUAAAUUUUCCACUUACAGAUGAAAAACAGAUAAUAUGGUAGAAAAUUACAUUACUAGAAGUUUUUAGGAUCAAACUCUAAUCUUGUAGAAUUACAAUUUAUUCAUGGUAAUAUUCACAGUUACUCUUUCACCUCACCUGUCCUCCCACAAUCUACUGGCACCUGAGUAAUAGAAAUUAAACAUAAAAUGUCAUGUUAAAUAGUCCCGAUAGUUAACAUGCAACACAUGAGAAAAAGAAUUUUUACUUCUAACAUUGAGUGUAAUAGUAUGUCAUUAGCCACAGCUUCCAAAACAUUUUCAUAAUGCAUACAAACUUUCUCUUAGGUAGUUUACAAAAAUUGUUAAAUUAAUAUAUUAGCUAUUCCAGUGCUUGUAAUUAUUGGAUAGCAUGGCAUACUACAAAAUAGGUCCUAAAACAGAUCUCUCAUGCAAAAUAAAUAGCCUAUUUCCCCCCUAUUUAUUCAAUAAGUAUUGAUCAUGUAGACACCUUAAAACAAAUCUACCACAGUAUGAUGAGCUGAAAGAUUUGGAAGUUUGAUUGGAUGCCAUCUACUUAGAUUUCUAUGAGGCAUUCAAUCGAACCAAUCAUCUUUUUUUGUCAAGUUUUGAGAUUAUGGGAUCUCAGGAAUAGUCAGAAAUUGGUUUAGUAGUUACUUGUCUAGUAGAAGUCUUGUCCAUUACAGUGGAGCGGAAUUUGAGCCAUUCUUGGCUGCUUCUGGAGUUCCCCAAGGAUCACACCUUGAGCCAUUUUUAUUUGUAUUUUUUAACAGCAUAGCCCACCACGUCUAGCUUUUUAUCCUUCACUGAUAACAUGAAACCCAUAUAAUAAAGUGCCCAGAGGGUUUGUUGCUCUAGGAUAAGGUAAAUAAAACGUCUCUAACAUAAAAAAUGUCACUGUAUGUCAUACUGUCAGACAAAAUAUUUGAAUAGAUUUUUAUUAUUGUAAGUAGAUGAGGUCAAAGAUCUGGGAGUGGUAUUUUCCGCUUCUCUCUCCCCUAUGCCUCACAUAUUUAGUAUAUGAUCUAGGGCAUUCAGGUCACUUGGUUUUAUUGUCAGAAUGGCUAGGAAUGAUCUCAGCAUCAAGUCUCAUUUUUCGUUUAUUCUUAAAUGUUUGACAGUUGCUUGAAUAUGGAUAAGUAAUAUUGUCUCCUUACACAAAAAUCGCUAGAUACCAUGAUAUUCUAGUUUUGGAACUUGGCUGAUUUCACGGCAUUCCCCCUCUCUGUAGGAGAAGCAUCUAUUUGGACUUGGUCUUUAUAAGUUGAACUCAUCUUUAAGAUUACUUGAGCUCCUUGCUAAGGACGACUUUAAAGAGUUCCAAGUAGCUAGACCAUAUCUGGGGAACUUUCCUCCUGAACCAUUACAAUACAAAUUUCCAUUAUCACAGCCUUGUAUCUUGAAUGUUUCGAUUUGACAACUCCCUACCAGAAGACGUGAAUUUUGUUGAGGAUAGCAUUGUUGGCUUCAAGAGGAAAAUAAGGAUCACCUUCAAUUGUGACCAUGAUGGGUAAUUGCUUUGUAUGGGUGCCACCUAUAUUAAAAUGUCUUGAACCAUGACGUGAGCUUCUUAGUUGCAAUUCUCUGUUAUAUAGCUAUUAUCAAUUUCUUUAUUUGUUUAUAGAUUUUAUUAUUUGAUCAUUAAGCUUGUAUGUUCUAGUAUCUGUACAAGUGUUUUUCUAUUGCUUUCCUUAUGUAUUAUUAUGCUCUUAUUCACCCUACUUAUGAAAUGUCAUUGCGUAAUCAUCAACAUUUAAAUUUGAUUGUUACAAAUUUUGUUAAUUAGCUACCACUGAAUGUUUGUACUUAUGAAAUGAAAUUUACUAUUGGAUUAAAUAAAUACAUCUGAAUAAAUGAAUAUUGAAAUAAAUUAGGUGGGUCGAAUUAAAAUUAGAAACAAGUAAGUGGAAUAUCUCAACGUUUUAAGUGAAUAAUAAAAUUUCAGAUGCUUACUCAGUUUGUUUGUCCUCAGAUUUGCACAGAAUUUCAUUUUUAACUUGACCUUUUGAUCUAAAAUCAAUAGAGUUAAAUCUCUUAAGACUUUUUGUCAAGAGUUAUUUGAUGAACAGACAGAUAGAUGAAAAGACAACAGAAUUAUAAGAUGGCUAAGAUGGGCCUGUCCAUGUCCUUAUUAAAGAUACAUGCACAAUAUCAGUUCCAUACAUUAAUAUAUUCCUCUGAGUUACAGGCUUCGUUUAUCAAGAACGUAGCUCAGUUAAUUCUCAAGAUAUUCUGUGAAAAACAGACAGACAGAAGAAGAAUGAUGCCCUCUUAGUAAUAGCAACAACACAAUUACAGGUCCAAAGCUCAAUUCAUUCUCUGGAUAUCCUGUAAAGAGUUACGCUUCGCCAGCUAAACUAAAUCCCAUGGGGGAACAUGCACCAUCAUUAAAUUUAAUGUUGCCAAUAUAAAAUUAAGCUACAUUGUAUUACCUCACUACUAUUAUUUAAUACAUUGAAUCCAAUUAUCUGUA